GCAUGGCCGCUCCCCCAACCCAAGCUUUGUUCCAAGUUUCAUUGAUCUGCUGAGUUAGUUGCUUGACGUAUCUAGUGGAGAACACAAGGCUUGGUGAUAUCGUUUUGGUUGUUUAGAAUUAUCCAGCCAUGGCUGAAUAUUUGGCUUCGAUUUUUGGAACAGAGAAGGACAAGGUAAAUUGUUCUUUUUACUUCAAAAUUGGUGCUUGCCGGCACGGAGAUCGAUGCUCUCGUAUUCACAACAAACCCACUUUCAGUCAGACCAUCUGUCUUCAGAAUUUUUAUGUAAAUCCUCAAAAUGCCACAAAGACCGCUGAUGGAACUGCAGUUCCUGGUAUUGUUACCAUGAGUGAUGAAGAAGCCCAAGAACAUUUUGAUAACUUCUUUGAAGAUGUAUUUGCAGAAUGUGAAGACAAGUAUGGAGAAAUUGAGGAGAUGAAUGUUUGUGACAAUCUUGGAGAUCAUCUUGUUGGAAAUGUAUACAUUAAGUUUCGUAGAGAGGAAGAUGCUGAGAAGGCUGUUAAUGACUUGAAUAACAGAUGGUUUGCUGGAAGGCCAGUCUAUGCUGAAUUAAGCCCUGUAACAGAUUUCCGCGAAGCUUGCUGCCGUCAAUACGAACUGGGAAUGAAGCACAAGAUGGAAGCUCUAGAAGGUGCUCGGGGUGGGAAUAGAGGACGACCCCGUGUGCCCUUCAGCAGUGCUGACCAAAGCGAGUGUACGCGAAGUGGAUUUUGCAAUUUCAUGCAUCUGAAACCAAUUUCGCGCGAACUAAGACGUGAACUUUAUGGACGUAAACGUAAAGGAAGGAGCUCCAGCCGAGAUAGAGGUGGUUCCGGUGGACCUGGAUCUGGUGGUGGUGGUGGUCCUCGACCUCGUGACCGUCGCCGAUCUCGUUCCCGUGACCGUAGCGACCGUCGAGAUCGUUCUGGACGCUAUUAACAAUUGUUUUUUCUAUUUCAAUCUUAAGCGUAUUGUAAUGCCAUGAUGAAAAUACAACUACUUCACACUUUCAAA
This is a messenger RNA of Daphnia pulex (common water flea), 1013 nucleotides long. Its product is annotated as splicing factor U2AF 35 kDa subunit-like protein. Gene Ontology annotation, biological process: mRNA splicing, via spliceosome. The coding region runs from base 129 to 938 and encodes 269 amino acids. The transcript is spliced from 9 exons. Gene Ontology annotation, cellular component: U2AF complex; spliceosomal complex. NCBI's taxonomy places the organism in Eukaryota, Metazoa, Arthropoda, Branchiopoda, Diplostraca, Daphniidae. The record is from RefSeq and is a predicted model, not a curated record. Gene Ontology annotation, molecular function: metal ion binding; pre-mRNA 3'-splice site binding.